Punica granatum (pomegranate) is the source of this 2211-nucleotide messenger RNA. The record is from RefSeq and is a predicted model, not a curated record. NCBI's taxonomy places the organism in Eukaryota, Viridiplantae, Streptophyta, Magnoliopsida, Myrtales, Lythraceae.
AUGAUGAGAAAGGAAGAUAAUGCUGAAGACUCGGGCAAAGGAGUGCAGACUUCAACAAUUUUCAAGAUUGGAGCUUCGGAUUCAACAGGAUUACAGAUUACUUCCUGUCUUCUUAAUGGAGAUAAUUAUUUGACGUGGUCAAGAGCGAUGAGGAUUGCGCUCACGGCCAAAGGGAAGUUAGGGUUCGUGGAGGGCAGAGUCCCGAAACCACCAGCAGGGGACCCGAACCUGGAGAGUUGGGAGAUGUGCAACUCCCUCGUGUUGGCAUGGAUAUUCAAUGGGUUGGAGAAAGAACUUCAGCCGAGUGCCACCUACGCCACUGAAGCGAAGACCCUUUGGGAUGAUCUCAAGGAAAGAUAUUCCCAAGGGAAUGAAAUGAGGAUUUACCAAUUGAAGUCGGAUAUCAGUAUUUACAGGCAGGAAGGCAAAACGAUUCAGAAAUACUAUUCAGGCAUCAAGACGCUAUGGGAUGAGCUCGAGAAUUAUCUCGAGUCACUGGGAUGCUCGUGCGAUGCAGCAGCCCGUUACACAGCCCAGAGAGAAAAGGAGAAAAUUUACCAAUUCUUGAUGGGGUUGGACGAGCAAUUUCGAGGGGUACGGUCUGACAUUCUCCGAGCCGAACCCUUACCUUCGAUGAGCCGAAUCUAUCAGAUGGUCUCGGAAGAGGAGAAGCAACACACUGUGGCGCGUUCCAGGGAGGUUGCACGCAUGCCCGAAGGAGGAGCUGAAUUGGGGGCUUUCGCUGCUAGAACCGGAAGCGAGAACAGGCAAGGGCAGAGAUGGACCACGGAAGGGAGACCGAUUUGCGACCACUGUGGCCGAGCAGGGCAUGUCAAAAGCUCCUGUUGGGUCCUCCAUGGGCAACCUGCGGAUGGGAAUAAUAGAGGGAAAGGGAAGAAAUUGGGAGGUCAAGGAAAGCAAAUCACAGGACAGUGGAAGGGAUCGGGCCAGUGGAAUGGAGGGAAGAUGGCAAUGGCCAACGCUGCACAAGAGGCAGUGGUGCCGAGCGGCUCUUCGGGACAAACCAAGCAAUUUUCGGGCGGCUCCUCUGGACAAAACAGACAAUUUUCUGGUCUGUCCAAUGCUGUACAUGAAGGAAGGGUUUCAAACAGUGCAGGGAACAUAUUAUCGGGCUUAUCCAAUACACAGUAUGAGACUCUACUGAGUAUCAUUGCAGCCCACGAAGGACGAAGCGAACCACUUGUCGGUAAUAUUGAUUUCAUUUCUGUUGAGAAUACUAAUUGGAUAAUUGAUACUGGUGCAUCGAGGCAUAUGACGGGUUGUGUGGAUUGUUUGGAUGAUUUGAGAUCGAUUGAUGAUAAAAUUCCUAUUUAUAUUCCCAACGGGAAUUCCACUCGAGCAACAAAUAUUGGACCGCAUAUCGAAGAGAUAGUUGGACUGGGUGAGCUCCGAAGGGGGGUAUACUACUUGCGAUGGGUGGCAUCUUCGACUUUGGCAUGUCAGGCACUAAGAAUAGGCUCGGGAGAUAUCUGGCACAAACGUCUUGGGCAUCCAUCCAGUGGUAUUAGAAUAAAAGAGAUUGAUUUCGAUUCUAGUUGCAUGAGAAAUAAGAAUUGUGAUUCGGGCAUUAUGGUUAUAUCUGUUGAGAGACAAAUCGGAGGCAAAGGAAAGUUUGAUGGGUUUUUGAUUUCUUCUUUCGAAAUGGGAUUAUACAUCAGACGACCUGCAUCUCUUCCAACACGAUUCUGGGGAGAGAGUGUUGCGACAGCGGCAUACCUGAUUAAUAUGAUGCUGACACCGGUGCUAGGAGGUUACCCUCAUGGGAAGAGAGGAUGGCAGAUGUUCGACUUGGAGAAAGAAGAUUUUUUUGUUUCGAGGGAUGUUCGGUUUUGUGAAAGUGAAUUUCCUUUUGAGAAAAUUGGCCGUCCUACGAUGAGCACCGGAAAUCCUUUAUUUAUCGAUCAAAUGUGGAAUGAAGAAAACAUUAAAGCUGAGGGGGAGUCAGAUGAAGUUCGGGACGGUGGUGGACACACCCGACGGAAUUGGACGGAGCUAUCGUUUGGAGACAAAGAAGGGGCCCGUGACAGAAUGUCCAGCCCACGAAUAAAUGAACAGAGUGGGCCAGUAAAGGAAAUGGAGGAUGGCUCGCCAUUGAACGGGCCCACAGAAGCUCGAGUAAUGCAGCCCAGUUUGUGGCCCAAUAAGCCUUGGGACAUUCUGGACACCAUGGAUCUGCCCAGCCCAGGCUGA